Molecule: messenger RNA, 1131 nt
Organism: Lentinula edodes (shiitake mushroom)
Lineage: Eukaryota; Fungi; Basidiomycota; Agaricomycetes; Agaricales; Omphalotaceae
Product: ribosomal protein L15e
Exons: 6
Coding region: 53-658 (201 amino acids)
Biological process (GO): cytoplasmic translation
Cellular component (GO): ribosome; cytosolic large ribosomal subunit
Molecular function (GO): RNA binding; structural constituent of ribosome
Source: RefSeq, a predicted model, not a curated record
GGCCUUAGCAUCAAGUUAUUGAUUGGUCGCAAGCAAAAAAAGCAUCCGCAAGAUGGGAGGCUACAAAUACGUGACGGAGCUGUACAAAAAGAAACAGUCGGAUGUUUUACGAUUCCUUUUCAGAGUACGGUGCUGGGAAUACCGUCAACUCAAUGUUAUCCAUCGUGCAUCUCGUCCUUCCCGCCCUGACAAAGCUCGCCGUCUUGGAUACAAGGCCAAACAGGGAUACGUUGUCUAUCGUAUCCGAGUCCGUAGGGGAAACAGGAAAAAGCCCGUCCCUAAGGGUGCAACAUACGGUAAACCCGUCCGACAGGGUGUCAACCACCUCAAGUACCAGCGUGGCUUGAGGAGCACUGCCGAGGAGCGUGUCGGUCGUCGUUGCGGAAAUCUUCGUGUGUUAAACUCGUACUGGAUCAACCAGGACGGUGUGUACAAAUACUACGAGGUUAUACUCGUCGAUCCGAACCACAAGGCCAUCCGUCGUGACGCACGUAUCAACUGGAUUGUGAACCCUGUACAUAAGCGUCGCGAGGCUCGUGGUCUCACAGCAAUUGGCAAGAAGAACCGUGGUUUGGGCAAGGGCCAUCGUUACAAUCACACUCCCGCUCGGUCGACAUGGAAGAAGCACAACACCUUGUCUCUUCGCAGAUACAGGUGAUCUGGUCGUCUGUCUGUUGGGUAGCUGUCGACUGUGUCCAAAUUAUAUUGCGUUCAUGUUUAUCACUCUUGUCAUGUUCUUCCUACGUGCAACAAUGUAUGCUUUCAUGCUCUAUCAACAUCCAUUAGCUGAGUGCCCGUGGCGCGCUACUUAUAAUGUAUAUCAGUUGAUGUCCACAUGCACAUAUGAUCAUCCGCUGAUGGCGACGUAUUCGUCCCGGCAGCUUCAAUCAGUUUUUGUUGUAUCUUUGAGGGCCGUUUGGUUAUUGUUCGGUCUUAUAGUGGGUACCAAUAUUGGGCGUUACGAGUCCGGUAGCCUCAAAUUUGACCCGAUUGAGCGCUGAGCCCCGGUAGAAUUAUACCCAACAGUACCAUUUCGGUCAUACUUGGAAGCCGGACCAGUUCAAAAAUUUGUCCUUGGAGGAUGAAUUAUUUAGGUUGCAAAACAUCCGAAAGGGCUCCGAAGAUUUGGGC